AUGGGUUCCCUUCUGAAAGGAGCCGUGAUCGCCGCCGUAGCAUUAGGCACAAACCGCAUGGAUGUGUACCAACUCACGAGCACGAACUCCCUUGCAUACAGGUCUUACAGCGGAUCGUCAUGGUCACCCGGGUGGUCGCCCCUUGGUGGAACAUUCAAUUAUGUUCCAGCCGUCACUUCCUAUGGAUCCAACCGCAUCGACAUUAUAGGCACUGGAUCGAAUACCGGAGCUUACCAUAGGUACUGGAAUGGAAACUCUUGGUCUGGCUGGAAUAACUACGGCGGGACUUUCAAAAGUAGUAUCUCGCUCAUCUCUUAUGGCUCGAACUACCUCGACUACUAUGGCGUAGGAACAGACAAUGCUGUCUGGCACAAGUCAUGGGACGGAAACAGUUGGAGUCUAUAUGAAACGCUCGGAGGAACUUUUUCUAGCGCCCUCUCAGUCGUAGUUACCACAACGGUAACAGUCCGCAUUGACUUCUUUGGCGUCGGAAACGACAAAGGUUGUUGGCAUAAAUACAAGAGCGGCAACUCGUGGAGCGGCUGGGACAGUCGUGGUGGAUCGUUCAUCAGCGAAGUCGUUUCCAUUACGAUCUCUAUCAACAUUUUCAUCUUUGGCAUCCGAGAGGAUCGUGCUAUGUGGUAUAGCAAAUGGGAUGGAUCCAAGUGGUCGGCCUGGGAAAGUCUCGGCGGCUCCUUCAAUAGUAAACCAACUGUCAUAUCGUGGGGACCUGACCGCUUUGACUGCUACGGAACCGGUACAGAUAACACGAUGUGGCACAAAUCAUGGUCUUCUGGUGAUGGCUGGCAAUCAGGUUGGGAAUCUCUAGGUGGGAACUUUGAUGGUGCUCCUACUGUCGUAUCUUGGGGUCCAAAUCGUAUGGACUGCUUCUGCUAUGGUUAUGAUAAGAAGAUAUAUCAUAAAUCCUGGGGAGGUUCGUGGUCUGAUGGGUGGUCGACGAUUUCCUAA
This is a messenger RNA of Glarea lozoyensis ATCC 20868, 969 nucleotides long. Its product is annotated as Fucose-specific lectin. Lineage: Eukaryota; Fungi; Ascomycota; Leotiomycetes; Helotiales; Helotiaceae. The transcript has a single exon. The coding region runs from base 1 to 969 and encodes 322 amino acids. The record is from RefSeq and is a predicted model, not a curated record.